This is a messenger RNA of Cutaneotrichosporon oleaginosum, 969 nucleotides long. RefSeq lists its product as uncharacterized. Lineage: Eukaryota; Fungi; Basidiomycota; Tremellomycetes; Trichosporonales; Trichosporonaceae. Gene Ontology annotation, cellular component: cytosol. The record is from RefSeq and is a predicted model, not a curated record. Gene Ontology annotation, molecular function: aldose reductase (NADPH) activity.
AUGGCUAGCGGAAAGACCAUUGAGCUCAAGAACACUGCCCAGUCCGGCGUCAAGAUCCCUCAGAUCGGCUUUGGCACCUGGCUCGCAGAGCCCGGAGAGGUCGAGAAGGCUGUCACCGAGGCCAUCAAGGUUGGAUACACCCAUAUCGAUGCCGCCCUUAUCUACGGCAACCAGAAGGAGGUUGGUGCCGGAAUUAAGAAGUCUGGUGUAUCGCGCGACAAGCUUUUCAUCACCUCCAAGCUUUGGAACAACAGUCACCGACCGGAGCUCGUCGAGGCCGACCUCGACCGCACGCUCAAGGAGCUCGGCACCGACUACUUGGACCUGUACUUGAUCCACUGGCCCGUACCUUUCAAGCCAGGAGACGAGCUCUCGCCUCAGGAGAACGGCAAGGCAGCUAUUGACUGGGAUGCGCCCUCGAUCUCGGAGACAUGGAAGGAGGUCGUGCGCAUCUUCAAGGAGACUAAGAAGGUGCGCGCGGUUGGCGUGUCCAACUUCACGCAGGCGCAGCUCGAGCAGAUCAUCAAGGACUCUGGCGCGACCCCUGCGCUCCUCCAGAUCGAGGUCAACCCCAACAUCAUUCAGGACGACCUGUACAAGUUCGCCAAGGAGAGGGGCAUCACUAUCACCGCUUACUCCCCACUCGGGAACAACGUGACUGGCAAGCUGCGUGCUAUCGACGCCGAUGUGAUCAAGGACAUUGCCAAGCGCCUUAACAAGGACGUUGGUCAGGUGCUCAUUGCAUGGGCGGCCAAGAACGGCUUUGUCGUGAUCCCCAAGUCGGUUACGCCAUCGCGCAUCGCGUCCAACUUUGAGACGUUUGAGCUCGGUGACAAGGAGUUCCAGGAGAUCAACGACUGGGGACACAAGAACCGCGUGCGCUCCAACAUCCCCGCUGAGUACGACACUCCCUGGGAGAUCAAUGUCUUUGACGAGGAGUCUGAGCGGCAGUUCAAGAAGGUGUGGUAG